AUAGACCCCCAGGUGUUUUUAAUUGCAGGACGUCCGGUGAUGAAGACGAUGACAACAGAACCAAACGGCCCGUUUGGCAGCGAAUAAAAGUUUUGCAACUAAGAUUUAAACUUUUAAAAUUAAUAUUAAGAAAGAAAUAAAUAAAAACAACAAGAACAACAACGAAAUAAUGGCUAUAAACGACUGUAAGGACGUCUCUCAUGUUCACGACAGCUGGCUGUACUCCUCUUGCUGGUCCUUGGCUUCCCACGCCACCAAGUAACAGGAAUUUGCGACGUGGAGGUUUGCGCCACCAAACCAGAAAGAUGUGCCUUGUCCAAAGACAAAACCACCUGUAAGUGCCUGGAAGGAUUUUAUGAUGACCACUGUGACAAAGAUGCACACAUCAAAGUAUUUUGCACUAAAAAGUACAUGGGUGUCAGAGCACGAGAGGAAUUCUUCUUGUACUACAACACGCCGGUCACGUCUUUGCACCUGCCCAAUAAAUCGUGCAAAGCGUACAGGGAAGUCAUCAACAAAGUUCCCUACUACAUGGUCAAGCUAGCCAAAAAUGAAUACAUCAGCUGUGGAGGCAAGUCGCUUGAGAAAAAUUUUACUCAUGUCACAUACACCCUUAGUCUUCAGUCAGAGCCUCAGGCCAUUGGAAACAUCAUCAGAGAUCCAGUCAUAAAGUUGGAUUUCACAUGCAUCUUUCCGUUCAUCAGAACAGUCAGCCUACCUUUUCCAAUUGAGCCCAUUUCCAGUGAGGCGAUGGUGCGCGUCGAUGAGUUGGAGGCGACCAUACAGAUAAUGCUGUACACGGAUCAUAGCUACACAACAGCCUUCAGCAGCGCCCCCACUGUGGAGCUGGGAGACCAGGUUUAUGUUGAGGUGGCCGUGACUGAUCCCGCAGACUUUUUCCUUCUCCGCAUAAACGACUGCUGGGCCACGCAGAGUCGGCAUGCCAAUGCCUCGGGGGGAUUGGUUCACAGCCUGAUUUGGAAUGGGUGUGUAACUGACGACACGGUUGUCUUCCACGGCCUGAACGAGGGAGAGUCUGGCCUCAAUGGGCAGAGCUCCACCAUUCACUACAGCUUUGCCAUGUUCCGCUUCAGUGUGGAGCCGCAUUUGUUCUAUCUGCACUGCACAGUGCAACUCUGUGACCCGGAUGACAGAAUAUCCUGCACUCCUAAUUGCAAGUCCAUCACUAAACGAGAAGCGGUGCACAUGGACCCCGCCCAAGGGCUCUUGUCAUAUGGGCCCAUCAGAAUUGAAACUCCAGAUAAACCUAGCUCUAACAUAAUGAUGACUGUGGUUCUCCCCGUGGCAGGCGUCUGGGCCGUGGGCUUCAUCCUCACCCUCCUCAUCGCGAUGGCAAGAGCCGGCAGUAGGAAGAUUGCAAAGACUGAGCAGGCCUGAUUGUUUCAAUAAAAUACUGAAAUAUUAUAUCUUUUUUAUUGUCAAAAAUCAGCAAGGCAAAAAUACGACUGAGUUUCACUUAAAUUAGUUGCUAUAGCAGGUGUGUCCAAACUUUUCUCCUUGGACCCCUUUCAGAAAAAUCAAAGGAUGUAAAAGUAAUCCUUCCCCUUUCAUUUGUUGAACAGGGCACCGGAAUCGGUUAAAAAUAUUGCGCUAUUAAAAUGUAUUUAUAGGCCGCCAUUGACGGCGACAGACGUCGAAUCCAUUUUGACUGGAAGGUAUGUUAGCGAUCGAAUUGGAUUGGGCUUUAUAACGGUCAAUGACAGAAGGCUGAUCACUCAAUGCCAGGCUUCCCAGUUGAAAUGGAUUUGUCUUAUUGUCAAUAGCAAUGACUGAGUUGAGGUUACCAGCAGCAAUAUAAUCCAGAGGUACUGUAAAGCAUAUUGCUAUAUAUGUAGUUUUAUAGAUUUUUACACUCUUGAAACUUUGCAGAGAAAAGAAAAUGUCCAGUGACAGCAGAAAAAAAAAGCUGAGAAAAUCGCAACCAAGAGAACACAAUUCAUCACAUUAGAUUAUUUAUUUUUUUAAGUUUUGGUGAAAACACUUCUACACUGGCCUGUGCUACAGCAAAUACAAAUGGGAUGGGUGGAUCUAUGUUUUUCUUUGGCUGCCAUUUAUUGCGAAUGACAUCUGUCAAUUAGGGCUGGCUUUGAAUGAGCAAACUGUUUCCUAUAAUUACAUGUUA
This is a messenger RNA of Corythoichthys intestinalis (scribbled pipefish), 2143 nucleotides long. RefSeq names its product zona pellucida glycoprotein d (gene zpd). Gene Ontology annotation, cellular component: apical plasma membrane; cell surface. Gene Ontology annotation, biological process: neutrophil migration. Lineage: Eukaryota; Metazoa; Chordata; Actinopteri; Syngnathiformes; Syngnathidae. The coding region runs from base 412 to 1398 and encodes 328 amino acids. The record is from RefSeq and is a predicted model, not a curated record. The transcript is spliced from 10 exons.